This is a messenger RNA of Adineta steineri, 1188 nucleotides long. NCBI's taxonomy places the organism in Eukaryota, Metazoa, Rotifera, Eurotatoria, Adinetida, Adinetidae. The record is from the annotation of a GenBank genome assembly.
AUGAGUUAUUAUCAAACAAUACAUUUUAUUAUCUUUAUUCUUGCUUCAUUAGUGGUAAGUUCUAGUGAAAUUAUUGAUUAUAAUAUUCGUGGAACAAUUGAACCUGGCUGGGAGUUUAUCUAUGAUCUGUUUCAAAGUAAUUUUGUUGAAAAUCGAGAUUUAGGAGCAUCAGUCGCGGUGUAUCAUCAAGGUAAAUUAGUCGUUGAUCUAUCAGGUGGAUGGUUUGAUGAAUCACGAACAAAAGUGUAUGAUAAUAAUACAUUACAAUUAGUCUUUUCAACAACAAAAGGACUUGUAGCUGUAGCUGCAGCAAUUGCUGUUCAACGUAAUCUUCUCGAUUAUUCGUCACUAGUUACUCGUUAUUGGCCUGAAUAUGGACAAUAUGGAAAAGAAAAUACAAGAGUGAGUGAUAUUCUUUCACAUCGUGCUGGACUACCAAAUAUUGCUGCUUCAUUUGAUGAUUAUCUUAAUUGGACAACAAUGAUACAUAAAUUAGAAGAAGAAUCACCAUCGUGGUUACCAGGAUCCGCUUAUAGUUAUCAUUCACUUACGUACGGUUGGCUUGCUGGUGAACUUAUUCGACGUGUUGAUCCAAGAAAACGAUCAUUGGGAAAAUUUAUUCAAGAUGAAAUUUCAUCUCCAUUAAAUUUGGAAUUUUAUAUUGGUUUACCAUCAACAGAAGAAUAUCGUGUAUCACCACAUGAAUUCAGUCAACUAUCUCAACAUUUCAAUGAUGAAUCACUCAAUGCUAUGAUGAAUUUCUUUAAUGAUAUUUCUUCACAUGAAGCAGAAAUACCAGCUGGAAAUGGAAUUUCAAAUGCUUACUCAAUAGCACGAUUAUAUUCAUUAUUAAUUGGCGAUGUUGAUCAUGGAAAGUAUAAACGAAUAUUAAAUGAACAGAUUAUGAAAUUAGCAACAAAAUCAAAUACACCAGAUGGAGAAUUGGAUCUAUUUUCGCAAACACAUACACCAUUUGGUAUGGGUUUUAUGCUUUUCGAUAAAACAUUUCCUAGAUUAGGACGAGGAAGUUUUGGUCAUUUAGGAACAGGUGGAAGUGUUGGUUUGGCUGCACCAUUCUAUAAUCUUUCCUUUGCUUAUGUCAUGAAUCGAAUGGAAGGAACAAUAUCAGAUGCUAACAAUCGUUUUGAACCAAUGCUUACAAAAAUUAUCGAUAAACUCAAUAAAUAA